AUGGUAACGGGUCAGAUUAAUGUGUGUCGGCUGGUGCUGGUGGUGGUUGCUGGAAGUGGACCAAGUCUUUUUGGACGCAAUUGGCUGAAGUACCUCCAGUUGGACUGGAAAUGUAUUGCAACUGUCAAAUCUCCCCCUGCAGGUACACUAAAGAAUUUGUUACACGAAUACGAUUCAUUGUUCAAGGAUGAGUUAGGUACUGUGACCUCACACAAAGCCACUCUCAGAGUACGGCCGGAUGCUAGUCCUCGGUUUUUCAAACCACGUCCUGUUCCUUAUGCAACCAAAGAGGCUAUUGGAGAUGAAUUGGACCGCAUGGAGCAACAAGGUAUCAUCCAGAAAAUACCUAGCAGUGGCUGGGCAGCACCGUUGGUCGCAGUUCCCAAGAAAUACGGACGUUUUCGACUCUGUGGCGACUAUAAAGUGACUAUCAACCAAGACCUUGAAGUUGAUCAGCCUAAACCCGGAGACCUAUUCGCAACACUAGCAAAUGGCUCCCUUUUCACUAAGCUUGAUUUGUCACAAGCGUAUCUACAGGUCGAACUCGAUAAGGACUCUACCAAAUACGUGACUAUCAACACCCAUCAAGGGUUAUACCAGUUCAGCCGACUUCCUUUUGGCGUGGCGUCAGCCCCAGCAAUAUUUCAAAGACUGAUGGACACCGUGGAGUGCCUCACGUUAUCUGCUACUUAG
This is a messenger RNA of Halichondria panicea, 693 nucleotides long. RefSeq lists its product as uncharacterized. The coding region runs from base 1 to 693 and encodes 230 amino acids. NCBI's taxonomy places the organism in Eukaryota, Metazoa, Porifera, Demospongiae, Suberitida, Halichondriidae. The record is from RefSeq and is a predicted model, not a curated record. The transcript has a single exon.